Molecule: messenger RNA, 2553 nt
Organism: Lasiodiplodia theobromae
Lineage: Eukaryota; Fungi; Ascomycota; Dothideomycetes; Botryosphaeriales; Botryosphaeriaceae
Exons: 6
Coding region: 1-2553 (850 amino acids)
Molecular function (GO): lipid binding
Source: RefSeq, a predicted model, not a curated record
AUGGCGUCCAAGGCAGUCAACCGCCCUACCGACACGCAGGUCAAGGAGAGGGAUGUCAAUAACAAGCUGCAGCUGUACGGCAUCUACUCUGCCUUCACCAACGGCAAGGUCCCAUCCAACAAGCAGAUCGAUGUUGCGCUCAACAGCGCACUGGCAUCAAAGCCGCUCGCCUCGCCCUCUAAGAAGCUGUCUGCCGAUGGCCAGAAGCUCGUCGGUGACCUGAGAGAUGUUAUUGAAGCCGCCAAGCUCCUUGUCCUUACCAAGAACGACGGCAACCUGCUCCAGGACUUUAUCUGGCAGACUCAGCAGAUCCACGGUGGUGAUGCGAAGGCCCCCAACGCUCCCAUCGACAAGGACACCGCGAGGCAGCACGGCAACGAGGCCCUCGAAGGCCUGAGGACUCUUGGAACCCUCAUCAUCUCCAACGGCCAGUUUAGGAAGCUGCUCAAGGAUGCCCAAAUCAUUCUUAGGGAUAUGGUUGGCGAUGCCGCAACGAAGACCGCGAACAGGGUGAACCCCACUGAGGAGCAGCUCGCACAGCUGGAUGACCCUGCUGCCGACAACACUUGGCAUGAGACGCCCGACUUCAAGGGUAUGAAGGCCGAGUACCAAGAGAAGUACAACAAGAACAAGCUUUUCGGCAAGAAGCAGGCCCAGAAGACCCUCGACAACAGUGCUCAGGUUGCUCAGGCCGAGGGUGCCGAGGCUGGUGCCAACGCUGGACUUGUUGACGCGAAGCAGAGGCUCGAUGAGAACAUCCCCGAGGAGAAGCAGGAUCAGGCCCGCCAGUACCGCGAGCGCACCCAGAACUACCUCCGGGAGAAGAUGCCCAAGGAGCGUCGUGAGCAGACCAUCUGGCGCCUCAAGAAGAUGGUUGUUGAGGUCCAGGGCCACCAAGAUUACAUGCGUGCCAUUGAAACCCUUCUUCGUUUGGCGGAGGAAUACACCGGCCACUCUAGGAACCUCGCUGGUCAAGGUUCUGGGGCCGUGAAAGGUGCCCACAAAGAUGACGCUUUGCAAGGAGCCGAGACUGACCUCAAGACCCUCCUUGAGCGCUUCGCCAACAGCACUUCCCUGGAUGACCUCUUCGACUCGAUCAACCAGAUCUACAAGGAUGCUGAUCGUGACCCUGAUCUGAAGAACUGGUUCAAGAACUUGGACACGUACAUCCGCAGGUGCCUUAAGGAGCAGGGCUUCAUUAUGCAGCCGGUUGCCAACGAGGAGUGGAACCGUCUUUAUGACCAAGGCCGCUUCCUCCUUCGCGAGCGCUACAGGACUCACACUGACCGCAUCAUCGACGAGUUCAAGUUCAUUGGCCAGCAGUUCGACGCCGAUCCUCAAAACAAGGCCUUCGGCAAUGCGUUGAACAAGCUCUUCUUGGACCUUGGCCAGGACGAGACCGGCGCGGCUUCUUUCAAGCCCCACCUCCUCAAGGAUCUCUCCGAGGUCAUCGUCCCGGCAUUCUUCGAGAAUGUGCGGUACGUCCCUAUUCCUCGCAUCGAGUACACUGAUCCGGAGAUGGAUGCCAUUGUCGAGAACCUUGUCAUCGAGGGAGACAACUUGGCUCCCAACGUCCUCGAGUUCGCCAGCGACAACCACUGGCGCUGGGGCCGCAAGAAGAUCACCAACAAGAACAAGAACAAGGUGAUGAUCUCGGUGUCCGGCGUCCAGAUGGACCUCCGCGAUGUCAGUUACUACGUCAACAGGAAGAAGGGCUUCCCCUCGCUCAAGGACAAGGGUGUUGCUGAUAUCUUCCUGGGCGGCGAGGGUCUGAGCUUCAAGAUUUCUGCCGAGACAGCUGACAAGGCUGACGGCCAGCACUUCUUCAAGGUCUCGAAGGUUGAUGUUGAUGUAAAGAACUUCAGCAUCAAGCUUAAGAAGUCCAACCACAAGCUGCUGUUCGGCCUUGUCAAGCCUCUCCUCAUCAAGGUCAUCCGCCCUGUUCUCCAGAAGGUUCUGGAGAAGCAGAUCAAGGAUAGCUUCAUCAAGGCUGACGCCUUACUCUACGAUAUUCACGAGGAGGCCGAAAGGGCCAAGGCCGAGCUGAAGAAGAAUCCUGAUCCGGAGAACGCCCAGAACCUCUACCAGCGCUACGCGGCUGCUACGCAGAAGAAGCUCAUGGAGAUGAACCAGAAGAAGGAGAAGGCCAAGGAAGCUGUUGCCGACAAGAAGGUCAAUGUUGCUGUUACCCAGCACGACAGCAUCUUCAAGGACAUCACCCUCACCGGCGGCAUCAGCUCCAAGGCCACCGAAUUCAAGGACCUUGCCAAGCAGGGUGACAAGUGGGAGAGCCCUGUCUUCUCGAUCGGCUCGGCCAAGGAAACCUCGAACCUUCCCAAGAUCUCUGCUGUCACUCGCAAGCCCCACCGCACCACCGUUGACAAUGCCGGUUAUGCCAACGGUAACCCCAACUUCCAGACCCAGCACUUCCAGAAGGAGGUUAACCAAGCCUUCAACGGUACCACCGAGGGUGCUGAUGGUUUGAGGACGGGCAUUAACGGCCAGCACACCACUCUUGGCUCUGCCAACCCUGUUAUCCAGGGCAGCGUGUAA